Molecule: messenger RNA, 717 nt
Organism: Eruca vesicaria subsp. sativa (arugula)
Lineage: Eukaryota; Viridiplantae; Streptophyta; Magnoliopsida; Brassicales; Brassicaceae
Source: the annotation of a GenBank genome assembly
AUGGUCGAAGAUCGAUCACCAGAUUUGUGUUUGAGUACAAGGGUUUUCUCUGAAUCAACCAGGUCCCAAUCUUGCAUGUAUCAAGAGGAUAAUGAUGAUAAGGUAACCAAUGGCAAAAGACCUUUAGAGGUUGUUGGUGGUGAGAUCAUUAGACCCACCAAGUCACUUAAACUAAUGGGCUUCUCGAUUGUGUACGAUUGUGAUUCUUCUGACUAUUCAUUGAGUGGUGAAGAUGCUGCAAAUGGAACGAGUCAGGAGCAAGGACAGUCUGAUUCUAACAACAAAAACGGUAGAGAUUCCACAGAUUCUCAUUCUCUUUUCUACGAGAUUAGUCGUGACAACUCUAUAGACUGUCUGCUCUGCUGCUCCAGGUUUGAUUAUGGUUCCAUUCCUUCUGUGAACCCGAAUUUUCGCUCUUUGGUGAAGAGUGGAGAUAUCUAUAAGCUAAGGAGGCAGAACGGGUUUGUGGAGCAUUGGGUUUACUUCUCUUUGCAGCUUUCGGAAUGGGUUGCGUUUGAUCCUGUAGAGAGAAGGUGUAUGCAUCUGCCAACAAUGCCUCCGAGUGUCAACUUCAAGUUUGCAGAUAAGGAGUCUAUAGCCGUUGGGACGGAUCUUCUCGUCUUAGGGAAAGAAAAAUUGUCUCAUAGAGCUGGCUCGGUUAACGGAUGGGGGCUUGCUUUUAGAGCUUGUGGGGAGAGGUUGAUUGCUAUAGGUUGA